Molecule: messenger RNA, 1146 nt
Organism: Cydia amplana
Lineage: Eukaryota; Metazoa; Arthropoda; Insecta; Lepidoptera; Tortricidae
Exons: 8
Coding region: 24-1118 (364 amino acids)
Source: RefSeq, a predicted model, not a curated record
GAACUCAAAAUCAAAUAAUAACAAUGAGCCUUCCAUUAAAGGAGACGUAUUUGAAGUAUAAAGUGUGUGUUAUUUGCCACGUUCCACAGUCACAGGCGCCUGGAGUUCUAUAUGCCAAGUUUCCUCAGAAUAUCAAUCGAUGUCGGAAAUGGAUACGAGUGAUUGGUAAUGUGAAACUCCUCCAGCUCUCCCUAAAAAAGCUCCAGUACCGCUUUGUCUGCGGCAACCACUUCCUCCCGCAUUAUUUCACUAAAAGCGGGAAGCAUUUGACCAAAGAUGCAAUACCAACAGUGUUCCCUCAUAUCAUCAAGCCCCUCAAAAGAGAUGUGGUUAAACUUUUUCCCAUGCUUAUGAACAGGACUAAUGAUAAGAUUUUACUUAAAUGCACUCAGAGAAUUGUGCCCAUAAAGAACCCAGCGUUAGAAUCCCCAGACUCCACACCAUAUGAAUACUUAGAAGAUGAGUUUCAAGAACAUAUGGAUCCAGAAUGUCUACCCAAGAGAAUCCCGAUAUUGCACCACAGCCUGCCCCCCAAUUCCCACACAACAGAAAUCUACACCAUCAACAAGGACCGCCAGGUCAUACCCAUCACCACCAAAGUGCUCAACGAUGGCAAAGAAUGUAUUAUAGAGUUUUCACAAAAGAAGAUACCUGCCCCCCAAGAACCGAAAGUGAUACCUGUCAGUGACAAAGUUUUGUCAACGAUUCUGAAGAAAGAAUAUGUCGAUGUGGAGAUAGAACCAAUCGAUUAUAACUUUAUAAGUAAACCAAAAAUAAAAGUAGAAAGAGAAGAGGAACUGCAACACCAAAUCGUAAAACUACAGCGGAGAAACAAACAACUAAAACGAAUACUCAAAAACAUCAGCCUAGUCGACGAAAUUGAGUCCCCUAACAUAAAGAGGGUUAUAGAAAAGGCUAUAUACAAUAAGCAGUUAAAAGAAGGCAUCAAUGAGUUCACACAUGAGAAACAGAUGGCGGCGGCCAUUUUGAAAAGAGCUUUAAGUGCGUACCACUAUUUGAGCUGUUUGAUGCCUUUACCUAGUGUGUGUGCGUUAGAGAAGAUAGCUAAAGGAGUUCCUUCUAUAAGUAAAACUACUAAGUGUAAACAUGUGUUAUAGAAGUAAUAAGGUAGUUAAAAUCAUGCUA